AUGGCUGCAUCAUUCUUAGUGCCUUCAUCCAUAAUUGAAGAAGAAGCAAGGUUUGAAGCCGAAGUGGCAGAGGUGCAAGCAUGGUGGAACUCAGAGAGGUUCAGGCUAACACAAAGAUCAUACUCAGCUAGAGAUGUGGUGGCCCUACGAGGCAACCUCAGACAAACCUAUGGUUCAAAUGAGGUGGCUAAAAAGCUCUGGAGAACUCUCAAGACCCACCAAGCCAAUGGCACUGCCUCAAGGACUUUUGGUGCACUUGACCCCGUUCAGGUCACCCAAAUGGCUAAGCACUUGGACACCAUUUAUGUCUCUGGGUGGCAAUGCUCUUCCACUCACACCACAACCAAUGAACCUGGUCCUGACCUUGCUGAUUACCCUUAUGACACUGUCCCCAACAAGGUUGAACACCUAUUCUUUGCUCAGCAAUACCAUGAUAGGAAACAAAGAGAGGAGAGAAUGAGCAUGAGCAGGGAAGAGAGAGCAAGAACCCCUUAUAUUGAUUACUUGAGACCAAUCAUAGCAGAUGGUGACACUGGUUUUGGUGGCACCACAGCAACUGUUAAGCUUUGUAAGCUCUUUGUGGAGCGUGGUGCUGCUGGUAUCCACAUUGAGGACCAAUCUUCUGUGACAAAAAAAUGUGGCCACAUGGCAGGGAAAGUGCUAGUUGCCAUCAGUGAGCAUAUCAAUAGGCUUGUGGCUGCAAGGUUGCAAUUUGAUGUUAUGGGGGUGGAAACAGUUUUGGUGGCUCGAACUGAUGCAGAUGCUGCUACUUUGAUUCAAUCCAAUAUUGACACACGGGACCAUCAGUUCAUCUUGGGUGUGACCAACCCAAGCCUUAAGGGGAAGAGCUUGGCAACUCUUAUGGCUCAAGGCAUGGCUGCUGGCAAGAGUGGUGCUGAGCUUCAAGCUUUGGAGGAUCAGUGGCUAUCAAUGGCACAGUUGAAGACUCUCUCAGAAGCAGUUGCGGAUGCAAUUAAGAAACAGAACAUUGGAGGGGAAGAGAAAAGGAGGAUGUUGAAUGAGUGGAUGCACUAUUCAAGUUAUGACAAGUGUCUUUCCAAUGAGGAUGGUAGAGACAUUGCUGAAAGAUUAGGGGUAAGAAACCUCUUCUGGGACUGGGACUUGCCUAGAACAAGAGAAGGGUUUUACAGGUUCAAAGGGUCUGUGAAUGCAGCAGUUGUUCGUGGCUGUGCUUUUGCUUCACAUGCUGAUCUUGUAUGGAUGGAAACAGCAAGUCCCAAUAUGGCUGAAUGCACAGAGUUUUCUGAGGGGAUUAGAUCAAAGCACCCUCAGAUGAUGCUAGGAUACAAUCUUUCUCCAUCUUUCAACUGGGAUGCUUCUGGCAUGACUGAUGAACAAAUGAGAGACUUCAUUCCAAGGAUUGCAAAGUUGGGAUAUGUCUGGCAAUUCAUCACAGUGGGUGGUCUACACUCUAAUGCACUCAUCACUUCAACAUUUGCAAGGGAUUUUGCAAAUAGGGGAAUGUUGGCUUAUGUGGAAAGGAUUCAGAGAGAAGAGAGAAACAAUGGGGUUGACACACUUGCUCAUCAGAAAUGGGCUGGUGCUAACUACUAUGACAGGUACCUAAAGACUGUCCAAGGAGGUGUAGCAUCAACUGCUGCAAUGGGAAAAGGAGUAACUGAAGAGCAAUUUAAAGAAACAUGGACUAGGCCAGGAACUGUUGACAUUGAUAGAGGCAGUAUGGUGGUUGCUAAGGCCAGAAUGUAA
Messenger RNA from Gastrolobium bilobum, 1728 nucleotides. RefSeq names its product isocitrate lyase 2. Bases 1 to 1728 code for a protein of 575 amino acids. Gene Ontology annotation, biological process: carboxylic acid metabolic process. The transcript has 3 exons. Lineage: Eukaryota; Viridiplantae; Streptophyta; Magnoliopsida; Fabales; Fabaceae. Gene Ontology annotation, molecular function: isocitrate lyase activity. Gene Ontology annotation, cellular component: glyoxysome. The record is from RefSeq and is a predicted model, not a curated record.